GCAGGUAUAAGGACUCCAGACUAAUCAGAACAUCACACACUAACAGAACUACAGAAGAACACUAGGAAACUGCGAUACAACAUGAACCUUAUCCUUCUGCUGGUUGCUUUGGGACUGACAGGAGCGUCUCCCCUAGGGGACUCCAAGGUGUGCCAGCCUCACUCCAGACCCUGGCAGGUCAAACUGCAUGGCGGAGGAGUGUCCUGCAGUGGAGCUCUUAUUGACAAAUUAUGGAUAGUAACUUCCUUUGACUGUGCACCCACAUCCUACAGCACCAUUGCAUCUCUUGGGGAACAUGACGUUACCGUGGAUGAGGGCACCGAGCAGCACAUCUACGUUGCUGACGUCAUCCGUCAUAGUCCCUACCGCUCGCCCCUCCACAGCCUCACGAUGGUCCGUCUGGCCGAACCCGCCCGCUUCACCCAGCACGCCCAGCCCAUCCCUCUGCCCAGCCGCUGUCCACAGCCUGGAGAGACCUGCCAUGUCAGCGGCUGGGGAUCCACCAUCCCAAAUCAAUAUGAGCCUUCUCAACGCUUGAAGUGUAUAACUGUGCCUGUUGUGGAUGACCAGACUUGCAUGAACACGUUCCCUGAGUUCCUGUUCUGGAGCAUGGGCAUGGUCUGCGCUGGACAAGCAAACACAGAUAACUGCAUGCAUGAUGGUGGCAGUGUGAUGGUGUGUGAUGGCCAGCUGCAGGGUGUGCAGUGGUUCAGUCACGGCUGCAGUAACCCAGCUGACCCCAGCGUCUACACCAAGCUGUGCAUGUACAAUGACUGGAUCCACGAUGUGAUGGAUCGCUACACGCCCCCUCUGCCAACUGAAACCACUCCAGUGAUGACAUGAGGCAUCCAGAGAAACAUGUGUUC
Messenger RNA from Etheostoma spectabile (orangethroat darter), 866 nucleotides. Its product is annotated as trypsinogen-like protein 3. The coding region runs from base 82 to 843 and encodes 253 amino acids. The transcript is spliced from 5 exons. Gene Ontology annotation, molecular function: serine-type endopeptidase activity. Gene Ontology annotation, cellular component: secretory granule. Gene Ontology annotation, biological process: proteolysis. The record is from RefSeq and is a predicted model, not a curated record. NCBI's taxonomy places the organism in Eukaryota, Metazoa, Chordata, Actinopteri, Perciformes, Percidae.